Perkinsus marinus ATCC 50983 is the source of this 1074-nucleotide messenger RNA. RefSeq lists its product as hypothetical. The record is from RefSeq and is a predicted model, not a curated record. The transcript has a single exon. Lineage: Eukaryota; Perkinsozoa; Perkinsida; Perkinsidae. The coding region runs from base 1 to 1074 and encodes 357 amino acids.
AUGGAAGGCCAACCUCUUAGUAAGAAGGUCUAUCUACGACGUACCUUCUUCACCUAUAUAGACGCCGAAGGCCGUAACUCUCAAGCUGCAAGCCUCUCUCGAAGGCCAGCAAACACAGUACAUCCACAGCAGGUUACAUCUUCUGCUGCCACUGUGCAGGUCUACCCUCAAGGAGUGCCCCAGGCCCCUCUCAUGCAAGGUCAACAACACCCUUCUAACAACGACAUCACCAACGUGGCGUAUUGGUGUGAUCUAUCCCACAACUAUGAUAAGGAGAAGGCGCUUGAUACAACGAAGGCCAUCAAUGCUGUUUCCCAUAUCAAGUGCCCCGACAACAAACAGUACAAGGGAAACUCUGAUAACAGGAGUAUCAACUACUUCCUGAGUCUUAUCCGCUGCGAAGCAAAACAAACAGCGCUGGGCCCUCGAUUAUCGUACAUCUACCUAUCCAAUUGUCUUAGCCAGUCGGUCAAGAGGAACUUACAGAUCCACUUGGAAACUACUAUGGACCCCACUCUCUACUUGAACGACUAUGUUCUGACACUAUCACAAGCACUUGGCUACCUUCAACAUAAGUACUCUCUGUCGAAUUCACAUGCGGAAGUCAUGAGAUACUUCUCUGACGUCAAGAUGGACAAUGGUGACAUCAACAUUUACGAUUACCUCGACCGUAUCGAAUCUGCUGUUGCUAUGUGUGCGAGUGUUGGCCUCCAUCUACAACCCAGUCAAGUCAACCUACACUAUCGUGAAGGCCUCCAUCCCACUCUGAGGAAGACUGCAGACGAGAACUACGCGGCCAUCGAUGAUGUCCAACAGCUUACGCAAGCCCUACGUAGCCAUAUCCGCUGCAAUCCUAAGCUCUACAUCAGCAUUGCUGAUUCAGCAAUACUAAUUCAAACAAGGCACCUCCGGUAUCAACUGCUACCCCAACUAAGGCUCCUAAUCCCAAGCUGCCUAGGCUUGAAGACCCCGAGACUCUCAAACUCUGUCGAGAGCAAGGGAUAUGCUUGGCCUGGACAGCUCGCAGGCAGUGCCGCUAUGCUGAUGAUUGCAAGUACAAGCAUAGUGACGUAG